Molecule: messenger RNA, 2916 nt
Organism: Macrosteles quadrilineatus (aster leafhopper)
Lineage: Eukaryota; Metazoa; Arthropoda; Insecta; Hemiptera; Cicadellidae
Exons: 4
Coding region: 1-2916 (971 amino acids)
Molecular function (GO): nucleic acid binding
Source: RefSeq, a predicted model, not a curated record
AUGGCAGCUUUAAAGAAAGCCGAAAUCGACUCUCUAGUCAAAAAGCGAGAAAAGUAUUAUGCAAGGUUACAAGCUCUCUAUGACGUUGUUGAUAAGACUCUCAAAAGGUUCUGGGAGGUAGAAGCUGUUCAAAAUGUGAAGUAUCCUAGUCCAGAUGAUAUUGCAGUUGAAUCACAUUUCACAGAAACACAUAUCAGAGAUAAAACAGGCCGCUAUGUCGUAUCGUUACCAAUGAAACCUGAUGCACCCAACCUACCGAACACAAGAGAUAAGGCAGAGAAACGACUUAUCAGCCUAGAGAACAGAUUAAAAAGCAAACCAGAAACCUAUCUGGAGUAUAGAGAGUUUAUGGAUGAUUACCUAGCUCAAGGUCAUAUGAGUAUCACCAGCAACCCCUCACCUUAUAUAAUUCCCCACCAUUGUGUAAAAAAUGAGAACAGUAGUACAUCAAAGUUGAGAACAGUGUUUAAUGCGUCUUUUAAGCCCUAUGCAAAUUCCUCUUCCCUCAAUGAUAUCCUGUAUAGUGGACCAAAGCUGCAAAGAGACAUAGGAGAGAUAAUAACUAAUUUUCGCCUACAUGAAAUUGUUGUGUGUGCCGAUAUAAAACAAAUGUAUAGGCAAAUCGUUGUGAAUCCCACAGACCGAGCAUUUCAGCACAUAUUCUACCGCACAAAUCCCAAUGGAGAUAUAGAUGAGUACGAGCUGAACGUAUUGACAUAUGGUGUAACAUCUAGUGCUUAUUUGGCACAAAGAGUAUUACUGCAACUGGUUGAAGAUGAAGGCAAAAGAUACCCACUCGCCUCUCAAGCUAUCACUCAUCAAACGUUUGUGGAUGAUAUUUGUACCAGUGUUGAUUCUCCUCAAGAAGCACUUCAGUUACAGCAGGAACUAAUUACACUUCUGGGAUUGGGAGGAUUCACCCUAAGAAAAUGGGCCAGUAAUUGCCACCAAAUAUUAGACAGCGUCCCGCUUGAUUGUAGAGAAAAUCCCCUCGCCCUACGCUCCGAAGACGACUCUGCUGUUAAAGUACUUGGAUUACAGUUUGAUCCCGCUGAAGAUGUAUUUUUCUAUGUAAUUAAACUGAACCCUGUAGUUUGUACCAAGCGCUCAAUGCUUUCUGAGAUUGCUAAAAUUUAUGAUAUUUUAGGAUGGAUAACACCCACUACGUUUUAUGCCAAACAUAUCAUGCAGAGCACAUGGUUAUGUGGACUAGAGUGGGAUGACCCCCUACCAGAUGAACUUCGCAGUAAAUGGACAACAUUUAUUUCAACCCUUUCAAGUCUUUCAACCCUAAAGAUACCUAGAUUCAUCCCUACAACUCCUCACAGCACAAAUCAGAUAAUAGGAUUCUGUGACGCAUCUGAAAAGGGCUACGCAGCAAAUAUCUAUAUACGAACUGAAACCUCGGAAAACAUAUCAGUACAUCUUAUCAAAGCGAAAAGUAAAGUUGCCCCACUCAAAACAAUGAGCAUUCCUAGAUUAGAACUUUCUGCUGCUCAACUACUAACAGAAGUUGUAUUAUCUAGUACGCAUCUAACCCAGACUGUUGACCCCCAGAAUAUCAUAUUGUUUUCUGACUCAGCCGUUGUUCUUAUGUGGUUAAAAACUCCUCCUUACAAGUUAAAAACAUUUGUCGCAAACAGGGUUGUAAAUAUACUUGAGUCAACUAAUCCAAAACAGUGGCACCAUGUAACAUCUAAAGAAAAUCCUUGCGAUUGCGCAUCCCGCGGCUUGACACCUGAAGAGCUUGUAAAUUUUGACUUGUGGUGGAAAGGACCUCAAUUUCUGUACACUCCCUUUGAUUCGUGGUCAUUACACCGUUCAUCUGAAGAAGAAGUAGAGAAGUUGCCAGAGAUUAGAAAAGAAUGUUUAUCUACAACAGUUGAUAACCAAAACAGCAUUGUAUUAGAAAUGCUUGAAAAAUAUUCUAGCCUGAGUAAAGCUAAAUUUGUAAUUUCUUAUGUAUUAAGGUUCAUCAAUAACGUCAAAAGUAACGCCAAAGGUAUAGCUAAGAAACAAGGACCAAUAUCACCUCAGGAAUUGGAACACACAUUAUCUCUCUGUGUAAAGACUACACAACAACGCUAUCUCUCAAAAGAUAUUUCUGAUAUGAAAAAUAAUAAACCAUGCUCUAAGAGAUAUCGCUCUUUGGCUUUAUUCAUUGAUGAAAAUGAUUUCGUCAGGAAAUUUCUAAAAGACAACAAUCAAGACAUAGCACAUCACCUAGCUUCAAAAGAAAUUAAAUGGAAUUUCAUCCCGCCGGCAGCACCCCAUUUUGGAGGCCUUUGGGAGGCUGCAGUCAAAUCAGCAAAACGUCACCUCAUCCGAGCUAUCGGUACCCUGAUAUUAACAUAUGAAGAAAUGUACACCUUACUGACAAGAAUUGAAGCCAUUCUGAAUAGUCGCCCAAUAGGAGCAAUGACCACUGACCCAAAUGAUGGAGACUACCUAAGCCCUGGACACUUCAUUGUAGGAACGCCGUUGUUAUCACCACCUGAAGAGGACUUCACGGAAACUAAGAUGAAUCGUUUGGAAAGAUAUCAACUCCUACAACAAGCUGCACAAUCGUUUUGGAAGCAAUGGUCUCAAGACUACCUACAAACAUUGAUACCCAGGAAUAAAUGGACUACAUCACAGCCAAAUCUUCAAGUCGGAGAUGUUAUAUACCUUCAAAACAAGGACAGCAGCCCUCUGGAAUGGCCUAUUGGAAGAGUGAUUGAGACAUACCCCGGACCAGAUGCUACAGUUAGAGCCGCAAAGGUUAAGACACCUCACGGAAAAUAUAAUCCCCUCAUCUACCCGCUCCUGGAGAAGAUUCACCCAUUCAAAGACUGUCCACCCCUGGUGAACUUCGCUCCCCGCUUCAGUCUACCGUCAGGCAUCUCUACCAAACCCAAGGACUCAAAUCUCAAGUAA